Hansenula ciferrii is the source of this 1437-nucleotide messenger RNA. Its product is annotated as Ammonium transporter 1 member 2 2. The coding region runs from base 1 to 1437 and encodes 478 amino acids. Gene Ontology annotation, cellular component: plasma membrane. The record is from RefSeq and is a predicted model, not a curated record. Gene Ontology annotation, biological process: ammonium transmembrane transport. Gene Ontology annotation, molecular function: ammonium channel activity. NCBI's taxonomy places the organism in Eukaryota, Fungi, Ascomycota, Saccharomycetes, Phaffomycetales, Wickerhamomycetaceae. The transcript has a single exon.
AUGUCAACACUAACCAAGCGAGCUAUUGAGAAUUAUGAUGAGCAAGUGGCAUCGUUGGUUCCUGCUGAUAUGGCAUAUGCAGCAGUUGCAACAAUAAUGAUCCUUUUAAUCACACCUGGUAUUGGUUUAUUCUAUGGUGGGAUGCUUCGUGGAAAAAAUUUCACAACAAUGUUAUUACAAUCUUUUUUGAAUACUGGUAUUAUAACAGUUCAAUUUUUCCUUUUUGGUUUCUCAUUAGCAUGUUCAAAUACAUCAUCCAGUGUUAUUAUUGGUAACUUUACUUAUGGUGCUCUUCAAAACAUCAGUGUUGGUCCACUCUCAGAAGGUGGUACUGUUCCUGCUAUUAUUACUUUCACAUUUAAUGCUAUUUUUGCUGUUUGUACUGUUCAAAUUUUCACAGGUGCUAUUGCUGAAAGAGGUAGAUUAUUACCUUCAUUAGUAUUAGGAUUCUUAUGGUGUACCUUAUGUUAUUGUCCAUUUGCUUAUUGGACUUGGUCAACAAACGGUUGGUUGUAUAAAUUAGGUUCAUUAGAUUUUGCUGGUGGUGGUCCAGUUCAUAUCAGUUCUGGUACAGCAUCUUUAGUUUAUUCAUUCUUCUUGGGUAAAAGAAAAGGUUGGAUUGAUGGAAAACCUCCAAAAUAUAAACCUUAUUCACCAAUACUAUCUUUCAUUGGUGCCGUUAUGAUUUACAUUCCAUGGUUAUUUUUCAACAGUGGUACAUUAACAACAGUCACAACACCAAAGACCUUAUACAUAUUGACAAAUACCCAAUUAGCUGUUGGUUUUGCUAUGGGAACUUAUACUUUUAUGGAUUAUGCCAUCAAUAAAAAAUGGUCUUUAUUAGCUGCAUCUGAAGGUACAAUUGUUGGUUUAGUCUUGAUUACUCCAACAUGUGCUGAGCUAGCACCAUGGGCUGUUGCAGUAGGUUCAAUUGUCACAGCAAUUGUUUGCAGAUCAUUAUACGACCUUAACAUUUGGUUACAAAUUGAUGAUACAACACAUAGUUUUGUUAUUCAUGCUAUUGGUGGUUUCAUGGGUUCAAUUUUCAACGGUCUCUUUGCAUCACCAAAUAUCGCAGCAACUGAUGGAGUCACAGAAAGUGAAGGUGGUUGGAUCUUUCAUCAUUGGAAACAAAUGGGUUAUCAACUGGCUGGAUCAGUUGCCAUCAUUGUUUGGACUGCUUUGAUGACAUAUGCUUUAUGUUUUAUUAUCAACUUAAUUCCAGGAUUGAAGAUGAGAGUUUCAGAAGAAGCUGAAGAAAUGGGAUUAGAUUGUUAUGAAAUGAGGGAAUGGUCUGAUCCAUCUAUUACUAGUGACAUUUCUGAUGUAUCCCACGUUGAAUAUUUCAAUGGUCAACAAGGUGCUUCAUCUAACUCUAAUUUGAGUUCCAAUAACAUUGAGCUUGGUGAUGUUAAACGUCCAAUAGAACAAGUUUAG